Mus musculus (house mouse) is the source of this 5219-nucleotide messenger RNA. RefSeq names its product interleukin 4 receptor, alpha (gene Il4ra). The coding region runs from base 1036 to 2799 and encodes 587 amino acids. Gene Ontology annotation, biological process: interleukin-4-mediated signaling pathway; production of molecular mediator involved in inflammatory response; interleukin-13-mediated signaling pathway. NCBI's taxonomy places the organism in Eukaryota, Metazoa, Chordata, Mammalia, Rodentia, Muridae. The record is from RefSeq and is marked validated. Gene Ontology annotation, molecular function: interleukin-13 receptor activity; cytokine receptor activity; interleukin-4 receptor activity. Gene Ontology annotation, cellular component: extracellular region; interleukin-4 receptor complex; membrane. The transcript has 12 exons.
GGGGCGAGGUCCUUCUCGCAGGAAAGCCCCGCGCGGCGCGUGGAGCCUGAACUCGCAGGUUCUGGCUGGACUUCUCGAAGCUGAGGAGAAGCAGAGGGACCUGGCUUCUGAUUUUGGAUCUGCGUGCUUGCUGGUUCUGGCGCCUGCUGGUCUUGUUCCUGUAACCUAGGACUCGGGGCUUGCACAUGCUUUUUUUUUGAAGUUGCUGGAGAGGGAGCCCAGGACCUUGUGCAGGCACCUUUUGUGUCCCCAAUGGGGCGGCUUUGCACCAAGUUCCUGACCUCUGUGGGCUGUCUGAUUUUGCUGUUGGUGACUGGAUCUGGGAGCAUCAAGGUCCUGGGUGAGCCCACCUGCUUCUCUGACUACAUCCGCACUUCCACGUGUGAGUGGUUCCUGGAUAGCGCUGUGGACUGCAGUUCUCAGCUCUGCCUACACUACAGGCUGAUGUUCUUCGAGUUCUCUGAAAACCUCACAUGCAUCCCGAGGAACAGUGCCAGCACUGUGUGUGUGUGCCACAUGGAAAUGAAUAGGCCGGUCCAAUCAGACAGAUACCAGAUGGAACUGUGGGCUGAGCACAGACAGCUGUGGCAGGGCUCCUUCAGCCCCAGUGGUAAUGUGAAGCCCCUAGCUCCAGACAACCUCACACUCCACACCAAUGUGUCCGACGAAUGGCUGCUGACCUGGAAUAACCUGUACCCAUCGAACAACUUACUGUACAAAGACCUCAUCUCCAUGGUCAACAUCUCCAGAGAGGACAACCCUGCAGAAUUCAUAGUCUAUAAUGUGACCUACAAGGAACCCAGGCUGAGCUUCCCGAUCAACAUCCUGAUGUCAGGGGUCUACUAUACGGCGCGUGUGAGGGUCAGAUCCCAGAUACUCACUGGCACCUGGAGUGAGUGGAGUCCUAGCAUCACGUGGUACAACCCAAGUAAUGAAAAUCUGUGACUGAGUGACCUUGGGGGCUGCGGUGGUGAGGAGAGCUCACGGGAAUCCUGGAGCAGUGUAGCUGGCGUGUCAAAAGCAGAAACGCAGGAGAUGGACUUCCAGCUGCCCCUGAUACAGCGCCUUCCACUGGGGGUCACCAUCUCCUGCCUCUGCAUCCCGUUGUUUUGCCUGUUCUGUUACUUCAGCAUUACCAAGAUUAAGAAGAUAUGGUGGGACCAGAUUCCCACCCCAGCACGCAGUCCCUUGGUGGCCAUCAUCAUUCAGGAUGCACAGGUGCCCCUCUGGGAUAAGCAGACCCGAAGCCAGGAGUCAACCAAGUACCCGCACUGGAAAACUUGUCUAGACAAGCUGCUGCCUUGCUUGCUGAAGCACAGAGUAAAGAAGAAGACAGACUUCCCGAAGGCUGCCCCAACCAAGUCUCUCCAGAGUCCUGGAAAGGCAGGCUGGUGUCCCAUGGAGGUCAGCAGGACCGUCCUCUGGCCAGAGAAUGUUAGUGUCAGUGUGGUGCGCUGUAUGGAGCUGUUUGAGGCCCCAGUACAGAAUGUGGAGGAGGAAGAAGAUGAGAUAGUCAAAGAGGACCUGAGCAUGUCACCUGAGAACAGCGGAGGCUGCGGCUUCCAGGAGAGCCAGGCAGACAUCAUGGCUCGGCUCACUGAGAACCUGUUUUCCGACUUGUUGGAGGCUGAGAAUGGGGGCCUUGGCCAGUCAGCCUUGGCAGAGUCAUGCUCCCCUCUGCCUUCAGGAAGUGGGCAGGCUUCUGUAUCCUGGGCCUGCCUCCCCAUGGGGCCCAGUGAGGAGGCCACAUGCCAGGUCACAGAGCAGCCUUCACACCCAGGCCCUCUUUCAGGCAGCCCAGCCCAGAGUGCACCUACUCUGGCUUGCACGCAGGUCCCACUUGUCCUUGCAGACAAUCCUGCCUACCGGAGUUUUAGUGACUGCUGUAGCCCGGCCCCAAAUCCUGGAGAGCUGGCUCCAGAGCAGCAGCAGGCUGAUCAUCUGGAAGAAGAGGAGCCUCCAAGCCCGGCUGACCCCCAUUCUUCAGGGCCACCAAUGCAGCCAGUGGAGAGCUGGGAGCAGAUCCUUCACAUGAGUGUCCUGCAGCAUGGGGCAGCUGCUGGCUCCACCCCAGCCCCUGCCGGUGGCUACCAGGAGUUUGUGCAGGCAGUGAAGCAGGGUGCCGCCCAGGAUCCUGGGGUGCCUGGUGUCAGGCCUUCUGGAGACCCCGGUUACAAGGCCUUCUCGAGCCUGCUCAGCAGCAAUGGCAUCCGCGGGGACACAGCAGCAGCGGGGACUGACGAUGGGCAUGGAGGCUACAAGCCCUUCCAGAAUCCUGUUCCUAACCAGUCCCCUAGCUCCGUGCCCUUAUUUACUUUCGGACUAGACACGGAGCUGUCACCCAGUCCUCUGAACUCAGACCCACCCAAAAGCCCCCCAGAAUGCCUUGGUCUGGAGCUGGGGCUCAAAGGAGGUGACUGGGUGAAGGCCCCUCCUCCUGCAGAUCAGGUGCCCAAGCCCUUUGGGGAUGACCUGGGCUUUGGUAUUGUGUACUCGUCCCUCACUUGCCACUUGUGUGGCCACCUGAAGCAACACCACAGCCAGGAGGAAGGUGGCCAGAGCCCCAUCGUUGCUAGCCCUGGCUGUGGCUGCUGCUACGAUGACAGAUCACCAUCCCUGGGGAGCCUCUCGGGGGCCUUGGAAAGCUGUCCUGAGGGAAUACCACCAGAAGCCAACCUCAUGUCAGCACCCAAGACACCCUCAAACUUGUCAGGGGAGGGCAAGGGCCCUGGUCACUCUCCUGUUCCCAGCCAGACGACCGAGGUGCCUGUGGGCGCCCUGGGCAUUGCUGUUUCUUAGGUGAGUGAGUGUGCUGUUGUUGCUGAGGUCUGUGCUGAGGCCAGGGUUCCUCCAAGCCAGGGAAGUACUUCCUGGGAGACAGCCCAGCUGGCAGGUUUCCCAGAAAUCCAGAGAAUGGUGAAUUGAAGAUGUAAACUUGGCCUGACCCUGGACGCUCGGAGCCUGGCUGUCUCCUCUUCCACUGGCCUGGGCUCUCCUCCCUCCCAAGGGAUACAGGGGCUCACUGUGCUUGGUCCCACAGCAGUGCUGACGUUCCUAAGUCCUGGGCUUUCCUAGCUGAUGUUGUCCUACCUACUCAGUCCCAUUUUGUCCACCGAAUAGACCUGUCACUCAAGGCUCUCAGCGGUCCUGCCAUAGCUGCUGGACGCUCCCAGCUGGAAGCUGGGCCUAGAAACUCACAGAUGGCCUGGCAGUGGCAUGGGAGGCCCUAAAAAUUAGUGGAAAUUUUGAGAGAGGACAGGUAUUGCCCCACAGAGGCCAUUCAUUGAACAGCCAGGACUGGGACUAGAGGCAGAGCCUGCUGUCCUCCGCUCAGUUGUAGAAAGCAACAAGGACACAAACUUGAUUGCCCAAAGUCACUGCCAGUUACCCACAUAUGACCAGAAGCCAGGGCUCCUGGGAUGUGGAAGAUAAACAAACACAGUUGCCGGGUGGCAGGGCCCAGCGGGCACGAUAACUGGCAGUCAAGGCGAUACCUCGAGGGAACUGUGGGGCUGGUCCUGGUUGGUGGUCAGGUGGUAGGGAUAGCAGAUGGCAGACUUUGGUGAGUGAGUGAGUCUGACUGUGUUCUGGAAGAUGGGACCGGGCUCAGCACUGUCUGCUCACGUCCCCACUGUUGCAACACCUAGUCUGUUUGCAAGGAGGACAGGACAGGUCACAUGGAGCUUUAUGUCAAUAAAGUCUUUAUCUUGUCAGGUUUCCUUUACUAUACACACGCCGAGCCCACAGUGCACGAAAGCUGAAAUGUGCAGGCAGGGGGUUGGGGAAGUGGGGAGACAAGGCCCCAGCAGUUGGUUUAAGGGAAUGACUUGGGAAUGGGGCAGAGCUGUGGCUACUCCAUCUCUCAUCCUUACCCUCCUGCUACCACAGCUUGUGCCCAUGUGUGCCUGCUCAGGGGAGGGGUCCUCCUCUUUCCCUCUCCUUUAGGCAGAGUGCUAGAGGUGUUGGAUGCUCCUUAGCACGCAGAGGGCGUGACACUGGCUGCUAAGUGUUGUUGAAUGUGUCAAGGCAUUGACAUCAGUAGGCCCCACAUCUUAGGCAGGGGAUUUGGGGUGUGGCAACCUGCCAGGCCAGCAGAGAACUUGAAUAUGAUGUUCAGAAGGAAAGACAGAGACAGGUCACUUAGGGAGGCUUGAAGGAGGCCACUUUUGAGAUGAGCCCGUGGUAUCUGCAAAAAAGCCUGGAAGAACUCAGAACAUGCAGCAGAUGGCUCAUGUCUGAAGUUUGAGGCACAGGGAUCUGGUGUGGUCACAGCAUCAGAGAGAAGGGUCCUGGCAUGAUGGGGACUGGUGUGCAGUUGGAUACUGGUAUUCUGCCUUAGUUCUGCCUCUUGAGAGGUGGUCCAGUAGAAGCCAGCCUCAGACUUUCACAUCUCAGAACAGUCUUUUCAAAGACAAGGUCUCAGUGUGGCUCAGACGGGCCUCUAGCAUCACUCGGUCUCCUGAGUGCUGGGAUCACAGGUGUGUGCUACUACACCCAGCUUCCCAGAGCAGUCUUACCACAGCCCCUAAGCAGGGGAGGAGAGGAAACGGAGCCAUCCAAGAUCUACCUCCUGUGGGCAUCCCUCCUGCCUGGCUGAAGGAGAAGUCUGGGUUUAAAAUCCCCAUUGCUCAGAUUUGUAUCCUGGAGGGAAGUGACUCCCACAGGAAUGAACUGACUGUCCCAGGAAAUUCUUCCCGCUGUGCCUUUAGAACUUCCUCUGUAAAGUACCUCCCUUCAGCUGGUGGUGCCUGUCUUUAACAGUGGCUGACAGCCAGGGAGUUUGAGGCUAGCCUAGGCUUUGACAGUGAGAUCCUGUUCAAUAAACGCAGCUUCCCAGUCCGGCACUUGACCUUCAAGCUCUGACCUCUGGAUUAGCCCAGGAUUUCUUCACUGGUCCUCCACCUUCCACCCCCUUCCACUGCUUAUACCCGCUCCCAUCAUUUCCAACCCAGGAAGCUGCUAAGAUCUAUGUGGUAGCCCUGGCUCCAUUACCACCCUCUCCCCAUCUCCUGGGUGACUGAGGGAACUAAGGUACAAGCCCGAGGAACUUGGGAUUCCCUGCCCUGCUGUUACCUUGCCUCCUGUCUGCCAUCAUUAACAUAGGAGGUGCCAGCCUGUGCCGUCCUGGCUCCCAUACUCACUACCUAAGGCUACCUGUUGGGAAUUCCAACCCUCACCAGUCCCAUCUCUUCAUUCUAUUAAAAUUACUUAUCAAGCAA